This is a messenger RNA of Cyclocybe aegerita, 2421 nucleotides long. The record is from the annotation of a GenBank genome assembly. NCBI's taxonomy places the organism in Eukaryota, Fungi, Basidiomycota, Agaricomycetes, Agaricales, Hemipholiotaceae.
AUGAGUCUCGUUUUCAUACGAGUGGCGAAGGCGCUCGUAAUCGACCUGCUUGACGACCCGUGCCAGAGCAACCUCUGGAACAGGGUGGGUGUCCGAAAUAGCGGAUGUGCCACCGACGUUGUUCCGCGUUGUUCCACGUCUUUCCACAACCACGACCGCUCUCCUCACCGAAAGAUGGAGCAGCUCGAUCUCCUGUGUUUCUAUCCAGCUGAAAAGCCUUACAUUGUGGAUAUUACUAUCCAUAAACAAGCAUCCGUCGCAAAGCUGUUGGAGGAAAUCCAUGGGAAGUUCAAACAGCGGAUCCCCGAAUUCAAGGUGGCCAUGUACGACCUCUCCCUCUACUGCGCGAAUCUCCCAUCAAAACCUCUGGAGGGUCGCGCUGAGCGUGCGCGCAAAUGGAUCCUCGAUAAUCUAGAGAGCCCGCUUGAUCUCGCGGACCCACUCUAUGUCUACUUCCCGGCUCAGCCGCCUCCCUUCGCAUUUCAUAUUGUGGUUGCCGAUCCCGAGCUCCGGCAUGAGCUCUCCAUGCAACCCCAAUCCUCGCCCUUGGGCUCAGGGUACAAACAAUUGACCAUGACCACGUCUGGUCGAGGCUUUGUUACGCUCCAAGACCUGGCGGACAAUGGCAUCGUUGAGGAGAGCACCCCGCAUUCACGCAUUGUGGAGUUCCAGGACAUGCUCCAAACCACCCCUCGCUAUAAAGGCCUGGACUUGUUCAAAUACGCCGAGGGACAUCUUCGAGACCUCCUAAAGACAUCCUCCUCAAGCCCUCAGCCUCCGGCAGGCGUCGUCCCAGCCACUGAAGACCUCUGCGCACGUGGACGCAAGUUUAUUUCCGUCCAUGCCCUUCCGCACUUCACCCCACUCCCCAACGACAGCGCCAACCCGGACCCCAACAACGGCACCGCCCCUGACGGGAGCUCUAAUGCCAGAGAGUGCAGUCCCCAAGAGAUCGCUCAUGUCAACCAAGUGCUGCUCUGCGAUUUUUCCCAAACGCUGGGCGCGGGGGAGAAGGGCCACUAUGCGAACUCCAAGCCUAUGCGGCGGUGUUCUCCCCUUUUGGAUACAGCUUGGCUGCCUACGGGGGCUUUGGAAUUGGGUAGUGCCCGCGCGACCAACUGGCCGUUCCAUAUUUACAUUGAAACCAACCGCAAACUCUACUCCUACCUGCCAAAGAGCGACUUUCAAUUCUCACCUGCUAUUUUUCCCGUCUUCCUUGCAGAAAUCCAGUCAGAGACGACUAUGAAGGAUGACAGACGCAUGAAACUUCAAGCAGCGGCCCUUGUUAGAUUCGCAAACGGGUACUUGAAGAAGCACAAGACGAACAGAAGCUUCUUUCUCGUGACGGCGUACAUCAACAGGCAGGGGGUUCUGGAACGAAGGGUUUUCUAUCAGGACGAGCAGCAGGGCAAGAAGGUCAAAUACACCGCAGCUAAAGUCUUCAAACUCACCGAGAAGCGCGAACACCUAUCGUUCCUCUGCGAGCUGUACAACCUCGCAUCGUGGGCGGCGGAGAAUACUUCGGGCAAUGAUGCCCAAGACGAAGGUGUUCAGAGAGAUGCGCUCUACGAUGCGCUCCGCGAUGAGCCGACCCUCCCGGGGUGGACGAGCGUAACUAAACCUGCCCGAAAGGCGCCGGACGGUGGAUUCGAGGGAGAAGGGCGACCCGCCCAGCGAGCGAAAACCGGAGGUGUAGGGGAUGAGGGCGAGACUGCUGAGCAGCUGGAGGCUUUAGGAUACCAGGUGGAGCCUCUCGCCUUCGAGGACGCCUUUGGAGUGUGGGAGCGGUUGGACCAGCGACGGUCGUCUACGAUCAGGACUGUGUAUGAACAGUCGGACGUUGAGUGCACGAACCCCUUGAUCGCCAAAAAAGCUCGCAAGUCAUCACAGGAGCUUGAGAUUCUACAGCACCUCCGAGCCCAGAGCUCACCGCCCCAGUACAUCGUCGCCCUCUUCCGUCAUGUCGCUAUUGGCGAUACAACGUACCUUAUCUUCCCGAGCCUGGAGCCUAUCAGCAAAGAAUCUCUGCGCGGCGGCAGGAUCCAGCAGCCCUGCCAGAGCCUAGUUGCAGGCGUUGGGUACCUCCACAAGCAUGGAGUUGCUCAUCUCGAUCUGAAACCCGACAACCUCCUCUACGACGCCCGCACUAGGGAGCUGAAGAUCAUCGACUUCGACAUCGCCGUGCUAGUUGAGAACGAGGAGCAGGAGGUCGAAGGGUACCGCGGUACAAGAGGUUGGACAGCGCCCGAGGUGUGCGACGGACGGAGGUAUAGCGCCAUCCGGGCCGAUCGGUGGGCCUGCGGUCGCAUUCUCAAGGGGUUUCUCGGGUAUACACACAGCAGAUGUGACCAGGGCCUCUGGAAUCUUGCGCGUCGGCUGCUGGCGGAAAGCCCCCGCGAUCGACCGUCGCUCAUUGGGUGA